GGAAAACAACCUUUCUGUACGGAAGGGUUUAGCUUCUCAUGAAAACAUACUGUUUGGGAGCCAUGCAUGUCCGGUGUGUUUGCUGAUCUAGUUUAAAAUGGAAGGACUUAUAAUAACACUCAUCAUCACCUGUGUCCACAUUGAGGCCCAAAGUUAUCAUGAAUAUGGAGUGAUUAAAACAUGUGGAGACAAUAUAAAUCUAGACGAUUUUCUCGUCACACUUGAUGAUGAACUGGUGGCACACGUGGACAUGGAGAAGAAGGAGAACGUUUACACAGUACCUGAUUUCAUUGGCCCUAUUCAGUAUCCCUCACUGUAUCAGGAUGCCUUAAGAGCUUUAGUUAUUUGCAAAGAAGCAGUUGAAGUGUUAAAAGGGGCGUAUGUCAAUUCAUCAGAGCAAAUCGAACCUCCCUGGAGUUCAGUUUAUACCAAACAAGAUGCAGAGUUAAACGUUGAAAACACACUGAUCUGCCACGUUACUGCGUUUUUUCCUCCACCUGUCACAAUCACAUGGACCAAAAACAAUUUGAAUGUGACAGACGGUACAACUCUCAGCCGGUAUUAUCCAAACAAAGAUGGGACCAUGAAUGUGUUUUCUAAAUUGAGUUUUAUUCCAGUGGAAGGAGACAUAUACAGCUGCACCGUGGAGCACAAAGCUCUCGAGCAACCUCAAACUAGAAUAUGGGAAGUAGAGAUAAAGGAGUCCAGUUAUGGUCCAUCAGUGUUCUGUGGAGUUGGACUGAGUCUUGGACUGAUAGGAUCUGCUGUUGGAAUUUUCUUUAUUGUCAAAGGAAGCAACUGCAACUCAUACUGACAACAACUACAACUGACAUCUGGUGUUUGAUUCUCAUAUAAAAGAUGACAUUUUUUAUUCAUGCUGAUUUUUUCUCAUGUUUUUUAAGGUUCAUUUAAUUGAAAACAUAUAGGGGCGGUUUCCCGGACCAGGAUUAGCUUAAUCCAGGACUAGGCCAUAGUUUAAUUGGAAAAUAUAACUAGUUUUAACAAACAUGCCUUACUAAAAACAUUACCUGUGUGCAUUUUGAGGUAAAACAAAGGGCCCUGAUAGAUAUAUAAGUGCAAGUUGUUUUCAGUUUGGAGAGCUCUUAAAAAUGUUUAAGUCUAGGACUAGUCUAAUCCCUAUCCGGGAAACCGCCCCAUAAGACUUUAAAUAGAAACGCGAAAUACCAUACCAACUUGUAGGGACAAUACAAGGCCGUUCAACUUGCCACAUAAAAUAUGUCAGUAUGUCCAAUGUCCAUAAUACACUUUAAAAAGUAAAUGUUGGAUAAAUG
Messenger RNA from Misgurnus anguillicaudatus (oriental weatherfish), 1292 nucleotides. Its product is annotated as H-2 class II histocompatibility antigen, A-K alpha chain. NCBI's taxonomy places the organism in Eukaryota, Metazoa, Chordata, Actinopteri, Cypriniformes, Cobitidae. Gene Ontology annotation, biological process: antigen processing and presentation; immune response. Gene Ontology annotation, cellular component: membrane; MHC class II protein complex. The record is from RefSeq and is a predicted model, not a curated record.